Molecule: messenger RNA, 1143 nt
Organism: Drosophila nasuta
Lineage: Eukaryota; Metazoa; Arthropoda; Insecta; Diptera; Drosophilidae
Product: putative gustatory receptor 58b
Exons: 2
Coding region: 1-1143 (380 amino acids)
Biological process (GO): sensory perception of taste
Cellular component (GO): membrane
Source: RefSeq, a predicted model, not a curated record
AUGGUUAUUUAUGGUUUGAUGCCGACUACACUUCGAACCAGCAAAAACUCCAGACUAAAAAUCUGCAAGGUGUCCUACGUAUACUUGAUAUACAGUUUUUGUAUCACGGUGUGUCUGUUUCUGCAGUUUCGGUAUAUGUUUCCGCCAGACUUCUUCGAUGGCUACAUGAAGAACAAUAUAAUUCUACAGUGGAAUAUGAUUGUGAAUGCCGGACUCCGAGUUCUUGUCAUCAUCAGCUGCUAUAGUCUUGUCUGGCUGCGUCGACAGCGGUUGGUUCGCCUUUACCUGGAAUUUCUGUUGUACUGGCGAAUGCAUUGGCCCACUCUCAGAAGAAUUGCCAGCGAUCAGGCUCUUGACAACAUGCAACUGCAGCUUGCGAAUAUUUUGCUGCGAGAAAUCUAUGUGAAUUAUGCGAUGUUCUGCUGCUCCAUCGUCACACAAUAUAAACUGCUUGGCGGAAAGGAUAUUCUGCAGGUGCUUGUGAAGACAUUUCAAAUGCUGUUGCUAAUGGCGAUUCGGCUGGGCUUUAGUUCACUGCUUCUGCUACUCACACAUCAGUUUGAGAGCGUUCAGUUAGCUCUGCUGGCGAUUCGUCAACGAGUAGGAUCCCGCAGUCUGGAAGAUUUGCGUCGCAUUGCCAACAUUCACACCAAGUGGCUGAAGCUGGCUCGGAAUGCAUUUAGCAUCUAUGACAUGAACAUGGCCACCGUCUUUGCAACCAUGUUUGCCGUCAAUGUGAACGUACUCUAUCACGCAGUUCAGUAUUCCAACAAUACAAUCAAGUCAGACACGUCUGGCGACAUAUUUGGAAUUGCUCUCAUUGUGACCAAUAUUUGGAAUUCUGCCUUGGUCCUGAACCUAAUCGAGCACACGACUAGCUCUUGCAAUGAUGUCGGACAACUGUUGCGACAGUUUACCGACGAUCGCCGACUAAGUCCAGAAUCACAGCUUGAGUUGGAACUGCUUAUGAAUCGUAUUCGAAACAAUAAGCUCGUCUUUCGAAUUUGCGGCUGUGUAGAUAUGGACAGAGCUGCCGUGCUGAGCUAUAUAUCAUCUGUUUUAAAUAAAGUUAUCAUUCUCAUGCAAUUCGAUUUAAGGCGUAAGCAAGAGCUGACUUUACAACACAUCAAUCAUAAAACGUGA